This is a messenger RNA of Aphanomyces invadans, 2486 nucleotides long. RefSeq lists its product as hypothetical. Gene Ontology annotation, molecular function: metal ion binding. Bases 18 to 2339 code for a protein of 773 amino acids. Lineage: Eukaryota; Oomycota; Saprolegniomycetes; Saprolegniales; Verrucalvaceae. The record is from RefSeq and is a predicted model, not a curated record. The transcript has a single exon.
UGACGGUGCUUCAAUGGAUGCAACACCCAGGCAACAGCAGGAACUGCGCCAUGCCGUGUCUGAGCAGCAAGACGCUAGCUCCUCGCCACCAGUACGAAGAUCUCGCUUACAUAAUGCAGCAGGGCCAUCGCACAGAGACACCCGUCGUCAUCUCGGCGAACGUGGAACAGAACUUGAUCGAAGUCGCUCGCGUCCAAGCCCGUACGAUGUUAUGUGAUUUGCCCAUGCUCCGUGUUUCCGACAUCGUCGUGCCGUUCAUCACAGGGGUCGAGCUCUUCCACCACGUUGAUCGCGGCAGACACACCGUGAAAGCCACCGUGACUUUACCCCACACAAAGUUGAAGGAUGUGCAAGCCCACCUCGUCCUGCUAUCCGCCCAACACUACCGCCACAUGAUGGAGAACCUCUUGGGCAGCUCUGUCCUGGACGCAUCUACCCUCCACGCCUCCACAAACCGAGCAGAGAGUCUCAGCUUGCACUGGUUAACCCUUCAACGCCCAAAAGAUGCCAUGUCCGCCACGCAUAGCCUGCCGCAAGAUUUUGUAUACCUGCAGCACACGUCCAUCAUCCACAGUCAUUUGGUGUCCUUAUGGCACAGCGCCACAGUAAAGGCGAUCCCGCCGCAAGCGCACGUCGACCGGGCCACGUUCCAUCGAUGUGGGUUGGUCGUGACGAAUCACCCCAGCGGUGGCCACCUCGUUGCUUCGAUGCAUCUCGCCGAAGUCGCACCGUAUACCUCCACACCGCCAAAAGCACUGUGUCACCUGGCCACGACAAUUGCGUCCCGAUUGGCAUCGACGCUGGUCACCUGCAGACUGCCACCGGCAUCCUUGAAUCCGACACUACCUACCGCCACAGCACAAUUUCAUCAUUGUCGCGUGUGCAUGGCCAAGCCGUUUGACACAGUCGAAACCAAGAAUGCCCGCGCUGCCGUCGUUUGCGGUCUUUGCCAUCAUCACGUGUGCCUAUCAUGCACUCGGCCCAAAUCGCUGGUCCAGCACUCGAGCCCUUCACCGUUGCCUAUCUGCAUCCACUGCGUUGGGUCGUUGUCACCGCGAUUGUCCCCCACUCCUAGGCUCUUGGCAACCCCAGGGAGCAACCGUUCCUCAGCCGCCGCAUCGCGGUAUCCACCAUCGCUACCCCGGCACGUCGCGGCACCCCCUAGCCCCGCCUCAUCGUCGUAUUCAUCGUCGUUUUCCGUAUCAUCAUCGUCGUCGUCAACACCAGCUAAACCAACGUCGAUCUGGACGCCGCGCCACACAUUCGCGUUGGCGGCGCUUCCAUCGGCGAUGUAUCCGCACGUUCAACGGAACGCCGACAGAUUGGUCAUCACACCCGAGCUAGAAGCGGACAUGCGCGACAUGGGGGAAGCGGCAGUGGAGACGCUCCUUGGCGCCGUUCGACUUCCCAUGAAGAAGCUCGUCGAUACGUCUUUGCAAACCCGUCCUGACGUGGCUCUCUACGAGCACGCCACGUCCAGUUUGUACACGGUCAAGGCCGUCGUCGUCCUCCCUCCCUACGACGUGUUGGAGCUCCUGGCUCUGCUCGACAUGCGGUCUACAGAGUCGUUUCGCCACACGAUGCGCAUCCUUUUAGACGGCGCGUUCGUCGAUGGUGCGGUGCUCCAUGCUACUCCGCCAUCGUCACCCCAUUCGGCGGAAAGCAUGACGUUGAACUGGUUGGCUGUACAGAAUGCCAAAGUCCACUUGCCCAACCGCGACUAUGUAUUUUUAAAGUACGGGAAUUGCUACGCCCUGUGCGGUCAAGGCAGUCCCCGGCGACCGGCGUUCAUGCCCACAACAUCGUCCACUCCAUCUCGGCCACUCAAGGACACAGUCGCAGUGUCGGUGUGGGAGAGCGUCGACGUGACCGAGUGCGGUCCGCUGCCCAACGACCUCAACACCCUCCGGCUCCACUUUCGACAAACCGGCUACGUUCUCGAGUACAUGCCGCGUUCGCGUGAUGCCAGCCAUGGCAUUUGCAUCUCGUUUUUCAUGUCUGAAGAAGUCCCGUCGUCGCGAAGCGUGUCGUCGUUAGGCAAAGCGUGGGUGGUGCGCAUGGCGCAGAGUGUUGCCAACCUCCACCACGCCCUUGUGCACCAGUAUGUUGCCGAAGGACGACAGCGGCAGCUGGACAUGCCACGGCCCAUGAAGCCCACGGCAGCAUCAAGGUGUCACUGCUGCUCGAAGCGCUUCUCCAUCUUGCGGCGUCGGCAUCCUUGCCAUCUGUGCUCGGAACUCGUCUGUAAACGAUGUCUCGACAAGCAAUUCCAAGUGGACCUUUGCGCGACAUGCCGCCUGCCGUCGUCCAUGUCAUUGUUCAAGUACUGGGCCUCAUAAGGGUCGAGGGCAAGAACAAGGCUGUGUGUUCCAAUAGGUGCAAUCAGUAGGAUGUCUAAGUAGGGUCGAGAGAUGGGCCACUGCCGACGGAGGUGUUGCGGUAGAUAUCGGAUGGACGACAGUGGAGUUUUUGAGGAAAUAUCCCGG